Ornithodoros turicata is the source of this 3213-nucleotide messenger RNA. Its product is annotated as probable maltase-glucoamylase 2. Lineage: Eukaryota; Metazoa; Arthropoda; Arachnida; Ixodida; Argasidae. The transcript is spliced from 24 exons. The coding region runs from base 191 to 3037 and encodes 948 amino acids. Gene Ontology annotation, biological process: carbohydrate metabolic process. The record is from RefSeq and is a predicted model, not a curated record. Gene Ontology annotation, molecular function: alpha-1,4-glucosidase activity; carbohydrate binding.
AGCGCGCGCCAAUGUUUGGCCACGCGCCUGGAAUAACGAGGAAGAAACAAUGCCGACCUACACACCGACGUCCCGUCAGACCUCGCAUACUUGACUUUGACGAGUGUGUCCCAUGCAAAAGACUACACGAAAUUGAGAGAUUUCUCUCUUGAUUGAGAGUAGCUCCUCCAGUUCAAGCCGUAUCGAGAGAAUGGCGGACGAGAAGUGGACCCAGGUGGCGUUCAUCAUAGCCAUCAUGGCUGGCAUGUACGUCUACAACCGUCGUGCCACUUCACCCUACGACUUCGAACCUCCCCCUGAAGAAAGAAUUCCCUGCCCUACAGUUCCGUCCAUGUUAGACAGUAAAAACGACUGUGAAAUGUCCUUGUGCCUGUGGAAAGAAUCGGACCCGCCGUUUCCGAGGUGUUUCCUCCCAAAGAAUCUUUACGGCUAUCAACUGGUAGAUGAUGCAGUACCCAGGUUACACGGAGACAUGAGCUCCAUCGCCUUCAAUCUCACCUUCAACGGGAACAUCUACAGUCCGUACGUAGAGAACGUCAUCAGUACCGCCACCUUCCAGCUUAUUCGAUACGGAGACAACAUUGUGCGCUUCAAGAUAAGCAGCGCCACGGAGGCGCGAUACGAGGUACCCGUUGACCUCGAACUAUCUGGGCGGACAGGAAAUGUGGUGGUUCCGACGUACGACUUCGGGGUUGGGCGAACAACUGAGAACUACUUCACCUUCACCAUUACAAGGAAGAGCACCGGCACCAAGAUUAUCGACACAAGUAUUGGAGGCCUGGUGCUCACAAACCAGUUCCUGCAAUUCGUAACUUACGUUCCGAGCACGGAAGUAUACGGACUGGGAGAGAACAACCACAAGACUCUGAGACAGAAGUUUGAUUUCAAGACCUUCUCUCUGUUUGCCCGCGAUGAACCGUCAACGACAGGACGUAAUCUGUACGGAGUCCACCCAUUCUACAUGUGUCUCGAAAAAGGCGGCAAAGCGCACGGUGUCCUUUUCCUCAACAGUAACGCCAUGGAGUACACUUUUCUGUCGGCUCCCGCAAUACGAUUCGCGACAAUUGGAGGCAUUCUUGACUUCAUCGUGUUCAUCGGAAACAACCCGAAUCAUGUGUUAGAGCUCUACACUAGUGUAAUCGGUCGGCCGUCGAUGCCGCCAUAUUGGGCACUGGGCUUUCAACUGUCCAACAUGAACUACGGGAACUUGGAAAACUUGAAGAAAGUGAUCGCUCGAAACCGGGACGCAGAAAUACCUGUGGAUGCUUAUCACUUGGACGUGGAAUACAUGAACAACUACACGGGUUUUACCGUCGACCCUGUCAACUUCGAGGGAUUGGAACAGUUCAUGAAACAGGAGACACGUGACAAGGGUCUCAAGUUCGUCAUCAAAAUGGUUCCAGCUGUUUUGGGCAACCUGAAAGGCUACGACGUCUUCGACAGCGGUUGCAAAAAGGAAGUGUUCAUCACCUGGCCCCCAAUUAUAGACGUGGAGCAGCGAAGCAAUCCAGGCGGCAUCGAUCCAAGCACCGAUAUCAUGUUCGGGCAGUUGUGGCGUCCGGCACCCGUUGCUUUCAUCGACUUUUUCAAGAACAGCACAGCGUCUUGGUGGAAGACGCAUUUGGAGAACUUCAGAAAGAAGCUACCCUUUAGUGGAGUUUGGCUGAGCAUGAACGAGCCUUCCGACCUCAGUAGGAGUAGCAAAGCACGCGCCGAGUGCAAGGUUAAGCUACCAGAUGGCACUUGUUGGCACCUGCGCUGUCCGAGGACUAUCUACGAUGACCCCCUCUAUCCCACAGGUGCGGUGACCAUUUACGGACCCGAAUCUCGGCUACGAGAUCACACCCUGUGCAUGAUCGCUCGCCAGGGGAACGAUGGACGGUUCCUUCACUAUGACGUCCAUAACCUGUAUGGCUGGAGCCAAGCACGCGCUACAUACAGGGCCUUGCAUACAUUAUCGAGUGAGAGGGUGCUGAUACUAAGUCGGUCGACAUAUCCCUCGAGCGGGAGAUAUGGUGGACAUUGGAUGGGCGACGACACCAGCCGAUGGUGGGAGAUGCAGAGGUCCAUCGUUGGCAUGUUAGAGUUCAACAUGUUCGGAAUACCUUACGUUGGAGCGAACAUCUGUGGUUAUCGCGGGACACCGACCGAAGAACUCUGUCUUCGAUGGAUGCAACUUGGAGCAUUCUAUCCUUUCAGCAGAAAUCAUAAACACGUUGCACCACCGGACCAGGACCCAGCCGUGUUCAGCCCAGAAGCUGUUGCGGUUAUGCGUUCUGCCCUGCAAGUCCGUUACAGCUUGCUGCCGUUCCUGUACACCCUGUUCUACAAGGCCCACACGAAGGGAGCCACCGUCGUACGACCGCUGUUUCACGAGUACCCAAAUGACACCCAGACCUUCGGCAUCGACACCCAGUUCAUGUGGGGAAGCUCGCUCUUGAUAUCACCGCUGCUCGAAGAAAGACAGACAUACAUGUCAUUCUACAUCCCAGCUGGAAUGUGGUAUGGCUGGUAUAAUUACACACCCUUCUAUAGUACAGGUGAGUACAUGGUGCUAAAUUCCAUCACCCUGGAUACACCGACGCCUUUGUACGCUCGCGGCGGUUCCGUCAUCCCUACCCAAAAGCUGAACCUCAAUACCGCCGAAAGGCUGGGCAAACCUUUCACUCUCAUCGUAUUCCCAGAGGAUAGAAAAGCACAAGGGGAACUUUUCUGGGACGACGGUGUAACCUUUAAGUCGAUCGAGCAUGGUGCGUACAACCUGUACUCUUUCACCGUUAGAUCUUGUCACCUGAUAAUAACGGUGGAGCACGCAUCGGACAAGGCACCCGGCGUCGUCAUCGACAAAAUUAUUGUCGUCAGCGCCACCAUAGCGAAGGACCUUUACAUCAACGGGGCUAAGAAGUCAUCCGCGAUUCGAAAGAUCAACGAGCACGCGAUGGAAUUCAACGUGCUCCUGAACCUGCAAGACCUCAAGUCGCUGGAUGACCAGAUAGAGAUCUCCUGGCAGAUGGCCGACGAACAGUGCGUCAUGUAAAGAGAUCUCCCAACGCUUCACGAAGCAUGUUCAAAUAACAAACAAGAUAUUAAAUUAGGCAUAUACAUAUUGUGCAUCGCCCAAACAGUAAAACGGCCUGGCACAGAUGUCGAAAUGGACGGUCUACGCCUUUUCUGAAUAUUGAAUAAAAGGAAAAGGUGCCAAUGCUUAUACAU